AUGAUCCAACAUAAGGCUGGUAAAAUAGACUCAGAUUAUUCUGGAAAAAUCAUGUUUCAGCAAGGACAAACGUUAAUUUUGGUUGCCGAGAUAGGCACUGGUGCAUAUGCAUCAGUCUGGAUGUGUUACUCAAUAAAUGAUAAAAACCUAUAUGCAAUUAAAAUAUUCCAAAAAAAAGAAAAGAUUGCUGCACAUAAAGAAAUAGAACUUUACAAUAAUUUUCGCGAAUUGGGUAUCAAAAAUACCGUAAACCAUUAUACAACAUUUGAUGACAAUGGUAGAAUUUGUGUUGUUUUUGAUCUGAUGGCAGGCUCCCUUUACGACAUAAUAAAAAAGGGCGGUACAGAUAACGAUACGGUAUUUGUAAAUGGUUUUGAUGUCGAUUUUGUAAUUAAGGCACUAUAUCAGGUUCUCCAGUCUUUAGUAGACCUGCAUAAUAAUAAUAUUACUCAUGGUGACAUUAAACCCGAAAACAUUCUUCUAUACGGAAGGACAAAACUGCAUUCAGACCUAAUUGACAUUCUCCAUCCAAAGUCGUCUCUUAAAAGAAUAUCCGAUGCUAUAAUUAAAUUUAGCAAAAAUUUUGGGAAAAAUGAUUGUGAAUCAAACCACGAAAGCUCAAUUGAUUCAGACGACACGUGCAAUAGUCAUAAUUCGUCAGUAGUUUCCGAAAUGAGCGAGGCUCCAAAACAAAUUGUACUUUCUGAUACUGAAGACGUCGAAUAUAAUGAUAUUAAUGACAUUGAGGAUGUUGACGAUAUUGAUAUUGAUAACAUUGAAGACGUUAACGACAUUGGUUUUGAAUUUGAAGAAAAUCUAAACAACAAUCAUGUUGCAGAACAUCUUAAACUUCCAAGACACUACUUCGAUUCACCGAUUGUUAAACUAUCAGAUAUGGGAGCAUGUGUUAAUAUUAAUGACAUAAAAAAGCCGAUUGGCGUUCAGACAAAAUAUUAUAAAUCACCUGAAAUUAUUCUUGGGUUAGAGUAUGGACCUCCGUGUGACAUGUGGGCUCUCGGAUGCACAAUAUACGAACUAUUGACUGGAAACAUUUUAUUUGACCCUGACAAAUACGACAAUGACAAAAAAAGAUGCAUGCUUCACCAGAUUUAUGCACACAUUGGUAAAAUCCCCAAAAAAAUGGCGGACGAAUCUCCAUACAAACAGGUGUUUUUUACUGAUGAAUAUACAUUAAAAGAAAAUGAUAUAUAUGGCGAUAAUUGCGACUUUUACCGGGACAAUAUAUGGAUGUCGUUCUUGGUAAAUCUUAAAUCAGAAACAAUUACAAAAUAUAUGCUAUUGAAUCUGAUAUUAGAUAUGUUGAAAACAGACCCAAAAAAACGCAUUACGGCAAAAGACGCAUUAGAACAUCCGUUGUUUAGUUUAUGUCAUUGAAGGUUUAAGGAAAAUAAAAUAAAACAAAAUAACCAUUGAUGCUUUUUGUCUUUAAUUCAAUUUGCGACUCCAUGUGAUUUAUUUUAUUACUAAUGAAAGACCAAUAAAAUAAAAGAAAAUGCCGAAAAUUAACGAAUUUGUUAAGAUCGGUUUGCUUUAUUUAACAUUCCGCCUAGUUUAUUUUAGGCGGUGUUUUUACCCCCUUGAAGAUUUAUAAUAAAACGAAACAAUAAUCCAAUUAAAAUCUAAAAGGUUUAUCCAUUACAGGAAUAUGUAAAUUAUGAUUAUGUUGUAGCGACAACUACAACUGAUUAGUUUUUAGUCCUCGUUAUAUUAUAUUGGCAUUAAUGUUUUUACAACAAAAUACCUAUAUUGAAGUAAGGGAGUAAAUCGCUAUAGAACUUAUAACUAUUCAUUACUAACAUAAUGUUGUCAUUAUUUUCUUUAAAUAAUUCUGUCAUUAUAUCAUUUUAAAUCUUCAAGGGUGUAAAUAAAUAUUAAAUUGCGAAACGAAAAUGUUUCAACGCAUAAUGCUUAAAAAAUGUUAAAUUUUAACUAAUAUAAUAACAUUACAAUGCAAUCCUAUUAUACAAUUCUAAAAAACGGCACAUAUUGCGCUAAUAAUCCAAUUAACACAACACAACACAACACAACACAACACAACACAACACAACACAACACAACACAACACAACACAACACAACACAACACAACACAACACAACACAACACAACACAACACAACACAACACAACACAACACAACACAACACAACACAACACAACCCCGUUACACGAUUCCAAAAAAUGCAGUGCCAAUAUACAAGUAUGUACAUGAAUCAGAAAAUCAGUUUUACGGUGCUAUCGGUUGUAUUCCCACCCAAGUACUCCAAUAAUUAUUACCACUGGCGUAAUUUUCUGCGGGGGCGUUGCUAUUAGUAGUUUCUGUCGAAUAAUUUGAUGGUGCCGAAUUGGUGGGUUGUGUAUUGAUAUACGGUGUCGUAGUGUUACAUACCGGUUGAACAUGUCUCAUACACCCAUCUCCUUUAUUCCGUAAACGACCAAUUUUAUUCAAAGUUUUUUCAUCGAGAACAUUACUUGGCCUUACACCGAAAUAAUCGGCAAGAUUACAUGUAUUCGGGUUUAUUGUAUAA
This is a messenger RNA of Hydra vulgaris (swiftwater hydra), 2547 nucleotides long. The record is from RefSeq and is a predicted model, not a curated record. Lineage: Eukaryota; Metazoa; Cnidaria; Hydrozoa; Anthoathecata; Hydridae.